GUCCGCAAAAACCACUUGCAGGAAGGGCACGGUUGGUACAAUGUGCAAGAGGAGCAAGACGGCAUCAGAGCGGGGGGAAGAAGGAACCCAGAAGGACAUCGUUGAGCGCUGAGAGAGGAGAGAGAGAGAGACUCAACAGAAUACCAUCACCGAGACGGGCAUUCAAAUGAGAGACGCAGUUUCGGAAAGUAAAGAAAGAGACACGCUCUCUGCGUCGAGAGAGGCGUCGAAAUAGGUGUGCACAGAAAAGUCUCAACGAAAAGUGACAGAGACACAGAUAGGUUGAGACAAGAGUGAAAUACCUCGAGGAAGAAAUUGUUCCCCGAGACAAGGGCACGAGAGAGAGAGAGAGAUAACAGACAGACAAGGGGCAGCCCAGGGGUGGAGAAGACAUCGGUCACGGCUAUGUUUUCAGAGCUCGUCAGAUACAUGAGCGGCCACUCCGCGACGCUGCAGCGGCUGCUGGUGGCCCUGCUCGCCGCCGCCGCGCAGCAAAUAUUCCAGGCGCUCUCCUUCCGCUGCCCGUGCCUGCCAGGGCGCAACUCCGCGUACGCCGCCGUCUCCAUCGGAGUGCCGGCCCUGCUGCUGCUCUUGGCCUCCUGGGCAUCGGGGCCCCGCGUGUGGAAGCUCGUCACGGGCUGCUGCGUGUCUCGGCGCCACGGCUCGGGUCCCGGCCUGGUAUUCAAGCUGUCUCAGGUGGUGGUGUCCGUGUCGGGCCGUGCGUUGGUGGCGCCCAUCAGCUGGAUCGCGGUGGCGCUCCUCAACGGCUCGUACUACGUGUGCGCGGAGAGCGAGCGCGUCGACACGAGCCGCUACGCGUUGCCUCCCGCGGCCCGCACGCGCGAGAUGCUGGCGCAGCUGCCCUGCGUCGCAAACGCGUCGCUGCCGCCCGCCCUGCUGCACGUGCGCAACGACAUCCUGCGGCACCUCUCCACGGAGUCGCAGCUGCUCGGAUGGACCGUGCUGGGCUCGGCGGGGCUCCUGGGUAUGCUGUUCAUGUGCUUCGCUCACUGGGUGUCCCCCGUCAGCUACCACCAGCUGCGCUUCUGGCGCUCUUACAUUGACAUAGAACACAAGGAGUUUGACCGGCGGGCGGAGGAGCGAGCCCAUGACCUCGCCAACACGAACGUCUCCAUCUUCUUCGGCCCAUCACCUCCGCCACCGCCCGCUGCCGCCACCCCAGCCACUGCCCCCGAAGCCGCGGCCCAGCAGAGCGACGCCCCACCGCCUCCUCCCUGUGCCCCGGCGCCAGCAGAGAAGGAGGCGGAGGGCUAUGCCCUGCCCAAGAAGGUCGACUGGGACAUAGUGUCGGGCCUGUACGCUUACCAGCUGCUCGACGGCGAGCCUCUGUACAGCACGCUGCACGCGUGGGCCGCCAAGCACGCCAAGGACAAGACACUGAGCCCGUGGCACCUGGACCAGGGCAGCGUGCGGGAGACGCUCUCGUUUGUGGACGGGCGCGAGCCGAGGCCGGAGGGGCCAGCGCCGGUGGCACGGCGACCCCACUCGCCGGAGGAGGCCGUCGUCGACGAGCUGUCGAAGCUGCUCGACGAGUGAACGUGAGAGAGAGAGAGCGCGACGCCUUCGCCGUGCCGUGUCACGGGGUAACGAGUCCUACGCGCCCUUCUACGGGCCCGCUGCUUUUCCUCAACGUGAGCUCGUCAUCAACACCACCGCGAAAAAAAUGUACCGUCCGAUGAUGGCAUCACCAAUUAAGUCAACAUCAGUAACACUGCUUUAAAAAAAUGAUAUAAUAGGUGACGUUUCGGGCAAUGAUCCUUCUUCAUAGCACACAGAGAGGGCCGAGGGAUUGAUUAUUGUGACUGCAUUUUUCACCAAUGGCUUAUCCAAAGGGAACGCUGCUCUCCAAAGUUGGCCAAUGUCAGAUUGUUGAUUUUUGUUUGGCAACGUCUGCCGAUUGUUAAUGUACGAGCUAAGUAAAGUCUAUAAGGCAGCACGCAAUUUGCAAAACAUAUUGAAGCUUUUGUGGAUAAUGGGUGCCUCACAGCGAUAAGGGCCUGGAUUCCGUUCCUUGAGUCCGGGCUCCUUUCUGCGUGGAGCUUAGCUUCUCCCCCUGUUCUGCGUAGCUUUCCUCCAGGUUCCCCGGUUUACUGCCAAAACGUAAUAAAGAUAUAAUGCAAUUUGUAAUUUGCAGAGUGAUGCUGAAGCAAUACACUGCAAAUUACUGCAGUACAUUUGCCUUGCACUCAGCAGCAGCAACAUCGCCCCCCUACUUUGAACAAUUGGCAGCACCCUCCUGGAAAAUAAUCUUGAGGCACAGUGAGGCCUUCCUGAGUAAUCAAGCACAGUAAUAACAUCGAUAAGUAAUCCGCGUGUGCAUGCUGGUUUAUAUUUAAGUUGUGGGGUUUGAGCGACAUGACAAUUUGGGGACACCAUCCCUGCCCAUUGCUUACAUUGCCGUUCCUUGUGGCCAAUCUAAGACGCCAUUGGCAGCAGAGACUCCUGUUUAAUUAGAAACGCAGACUCCCAACUUGUUUGGCUAUUAGAUGGCUGGUGGAAUUCAGCAGAGCGAGCCGGCUGCAAACCUAUCCGUGUGGAUUUUAAGCGCUUCUAUGCCACAGGGCUUCUCAAUGUUAUUCUAGUUUCCUGCCGCAUGCAAAGCGCCCAUAUAUGAUGAGACAACACGUAGAAAUAAUUGUCGACGAGCCUACGGUACCUUCGGGAAACAAUGUUUUCCAGCGGCAAAUUGCAAAGUAGCCAACUCUGGGCUGGUUUUAACGACCAUUUGCCAGGUCCCCCUCGCAAAAGCGGUUUUUAACCUCAAGGUUUUUUUGCCCUGGUUAAAUAAAGGUGAAAUGCCGUAAUACGUUUAAACAACACCUUGUCUUUCUCCUUGUAAUACUGUACUGUACACCAUAAGCCACAAUCUAUCCGGAGAGCACGUCGUAAAUGUUGUGCACGUUAAGAAAUUAGUGGAGGAUCCUAAAUGCAGGACCCUUUCGAUAGAGGUUGGAAAUUGGGACGUGCGGGAGGGCCUCAUUUUAACCCUUGCACCGGGGCCCCGUUCCAAACACACUCGGCCACUGUUGGGAUACAGCGAGAGUCUUGGGGGUCGAGGGUCAAACAGUUGCUGGAUCUUGCAGGAUGAGGCGACGGCGAGAUGUGGCGGCGUACGCCGCGACAACUUCUUGCUCCCGAAGCCGAUUACAGGAUUCUGCUAUGAAAUAUUUACGGACCAAUUCUCGCGUGUCUUGCCGACCGCAGCUGAAGUCUCAUAACCGUUUGUGAUGAAUAAUAAAUGGAGAACAUGAACGGUGUUAAGUUGUGGCAUUUUGCGGGGGAGCAUUGACACAUGCUGUCUGUCUGUCAUUGUAGCGGAACGCUGUAUCACAUAUUGGGUGUGCUUGGUACUUGGUAAACUUUGGGAACAUCAUUAAAUCCUGAAGUGUGCUUUGCCUGUAUAAGAUAAUUACCGGAAUCAAAAUGAAACAUUUCACCCUUAUGUCAAUUCACUGAUGGUUGUAGUCCUCCCCACAUCACGGCAGUCAUGGGGAGUUGUCAUUUUGACCAUAAUUCACCACACUUGUCGGUGAAGGAGCGGUCAGGACUGGGUAAGAUUAUAAUUACUUGCAACCGAUAUUAACAAUAAUACAGGUUUU
Petromyzon marinus (sea lamprey) is the source of this 3620-nucleotide messenger RNA. RefSeq names its product calcium homeostasis modulator protein 2-like. Lineage: Eukaryota; Metazoa; Chordata; Hyperoartia; Petromyzontiformes; Petromyzontidae. Gene Ontology annotation, biological process: RNA processing. Gene Ontology annotation, cellular component: plasma membrane. The record is from RefSeq and is a predicted model, not a curated record. Gene Ontology annotation, molecular function: RNA binding; adenosine deaminase activity; monoatomic cation channel activity.